CCUCCUCAUCCUGUGGCUCCUCCUCCUCCUCCUCCUGCUCCUCCCCGCCCCGUCGCCGAUGCAAUGCUGGCUCGAGCCACUUGGGGCCUCGCAGCCACGCGCUCCUCGAGCCCUCUCUCUCCGCCGGCCCGCCGGCCCGCGCGGCGACGGAGGGCGGGCGGCCAUUUUUUAAGAGGCCGCGGCGGAGCCGAGGCUGCUGGCCGAGCGGGGGGGGGGGGCCGAGCCCUCCGGGCGCCUCGGAGACCCCCCACGGCCGCGGAGGCCCGGGCGCCUCGCGGCGCGCGCGCCGCGGUCGAUCGCCUGCCUCGGGGCCUGCCUACACCGCAGCGCCAUGGAGCGGCGCGCCCUCCCGGAGGCGACCUCAGGCCCCGAGGCCCGUGGCCGCGCGGGCGAGGAGGGGGCCCCGCAGACGUGCGGCCGCGGCUGCACGCCGCCGCCCGACGAGCGGCUGCGGGCCCUCUCCCCGUGGUCAUGCGGCAGCGCCCCGGCGGAGGCCCCGAGGCCGACCCACGGGUCGUGGCGCCCUCGGUCCGCAGCGGCGCGGGCUCGGGCUCCGGCGCCGGCUCCGGCUCGGACUCGGCGCGGGUGCCCAGAUCUGCGCUGGCCCCGGGCCUGACCGAGACUCCAGCCCUCGAGGCCGGCCUCGAGGUCGUUGGUUCGGAGGUGGAGCCCGGGGUCCAACCCGGGGGCGGCAAGACGACGUGGGCGCGGCAGGCGUCUGGAGAGUCUACCUGCUCAAAGGCAUCUUCGGGCCUCACGAGCCUCACGAACUCUGCCUCUUCGGGCGACGCGCCGCCGGCGAGGUCGGGCGGGGUCCUGCGAGCACUGGACCCGGCGCUGCGACACGGGCGCUUCCUGAGGAGGAAGCGCGCGGAGCGGGAGGCCGGCGGCGCGGGGCCGACGAGCGCGUGCAGGAGCGGCUCGCCGGGGCCGCCCGCAGAGGACGCAGGGCCGCCGCAGAGCGCGCGGGCGAGGGCGCGCCCAGGCGCACAGUGCUUCGACAGCGUCCCGCUCAGCCCUGGCUGCCUGGUGGUCGUGAGGUCGGCCUCCGAGGGGCACGAGCAGAGCUCCUGUAGGGCCAGGGUCCUCACAGUGGACCGUGGCGAGGGGUCGUACAAGGUCCGGACGCGCGGGGGCUUCAUCCAGACUGUCGAGGCGGGCCAGGUGCAGCGUCUGGUGCUCCACGUCAGGUACGCGGACGACGAUGACCUAUUCUGAGAGCCGCUGUCAACGCGCAGCCUGGAGGAUGAGGGCGGAGAGAGGAUGUCGGAAUGCUGAUCGCGAGUUGCACUUCAUGAGCUGGGCGCGUGCGGCAUUGUUCUGCCUGUCCCUCCAGGACCUCGAAGCCUUGAUCCUCUCUACGUGUACGGGACCUGCCCCCGGGGGCGCAUGUGUGGUCGGCUGGUUCCGGCGCGCCCAGGCAGCUCGGGAUAGCCUGGCCUCCCUGCUUGACGGGAUCGGUGCCUGUAUUUCUACUGCUGUCCCUGGCCUGUGCGUGCAGUUGUUUAGUUUGGUGCUGGCAGGGAGCGCUGCCGAAAGGGCAUGUGGUGGUAUUGGACGAUGAAAAUUCAUGCGCGAACCAAGCAUGUCCAUCUCUCGUUCAAGUGCCGUGUGGGAUAAGUGAUGCUGGGGUAUUUAAUUUCAUGGCGCUGCAGCCCAGGGUAGCAGCGCCUUUCACGCAGCAGUAUCCAGCGAGCUGCAGCCCAAGGUAGCAGCUCAUGUACAGCGCUGGCCGCUGCCUCCCAGGCACUUUCUACUCAGAGCAAGCGACGCCCGCUGGCCGCCAAGAUGGCCCCUUAGUGGUCCAAAACGUUCCAAGAUGCUUCAAGGCGGCCCCCAGGGGCCACAAGAUGCC
Prorocentrum cordatum is the source of this 1855-nucleotide messenger RNA. The record is from the annotation of a GenBank genome assembly. NCBI's taxonomy places the organism in Eukaryota, Dinophyceae, Prorocentrales, Prorocentraceae.